This is a messenger RNA of Fragaria vesca subsp. vesca, 897 nucleotides long. Its product is annotated as pathogenesis-related protein PR-4B-like. The record is from RefSeq and is a predicted model, not a curated record. The transcript has a single exon. Gene Ontology annotation, biological process: defense response to fungus; defense response to bacterium. Gene Ontology annotation, molecular function: RNA nuclease activity. Bases 273 to 710 code for a protein of 145 amino acids. Lineage: Eukaryota; Viridiplantae; Streptophyta; Magnoliopsida; Rosales; Rosaceae.
AGAAGUCAUUCAUGAAUUGAAUUAGUAUCAGUCUGUAUGCAUGCAUUUCUUUGGUCAAAGUCAUGACUAGAUAGCGGUCGAAGCUAGCAAGCGGUUAGAAAUUUCAUGCAUGCCACAUAAUUCUAACACCUCCCUCCCUAUCUCCCUCCUAUAAAUUCAAUACCUAGCUAGCUAGCUUCCUUCCCUGAUAAUCGCCCAUAUACAUAAAUACAGACAUACACACACACACGAACAUAUAUAUCCCCGAUCGUAUAUCGAACAGUUAUCAGAAAAUGGCCGGAAAACAAUGCGUCGUGUUCUUGGUGAUGUUGUGUGCCGCAAUGGCCGGAAGUGCUUCAGCUCAAAGUGCUACUAACGUGAGAGCCACGUACCACCUCUACAACCCGCAGGACAACAACUGGGAUUUGCGAGCCGUGAGUGCCUACUGCUCGACGUGGGACGCCGACAAGCCCUUGGAAUGGCGCAGCAAGUACGGAUGGACCGCUUUCUGUGGCCCGGCAGGUCCGACCGGACAAGACACCUGUGGAAGGUGCCUGCUAGUGACAAACACCGCGACCGGAGCUCAGGCGACGGUGAGGAUUGUCGACCAGUGCAGCAACGGAGGGCUGGACUUGGAUGUGAACGUGUUCAACCAGAUAGACACGGACGGAAGUGGGUAUCAGGCAGGACACCUUACGGUUAACUACGACUUUGUCGACUGUGGGGACUGAAUUACUUAAACUCAAGCUAGCUCUUGCAUCUAUUAUGAAUUAGCAAGGGAGCUUUCUAAUAAUGUAAACUAAGACAUGAAUAAACUUCAUAUAUCAUACACGAAGGAUGGAAUAAAUCAACAAAAAGUGAUGUUAUUGCUUCUUGAUUAAUAAUUAAACUACGAAUAUAGUGAUUGGACCUUGUAUU